AAUAAUAAAUUUAUUAAAAAAAAAUAAAAGACCCGUGCCAGCCGCUUUCCCUUGAACCUGGUGUUCACUUUUUUUUCUCCCACACACCCUAAAAAUCACCGGUUUUUAGGCUGCUUUGUGCCCUGUUCCGUGGAAUCCUCUCUAACGGGGUGAAGUGCCUAGUACAGUGACAGUGGUCGCUAUUGCUAUUAAUAACAGUCACAUUCACAGGCCCCUGUCGGGUACCCUCACAGCUGCCCUGGGCCAGCCUAGGCCCUCAUCCAAGGGCCCCCAGAGCAUCUUCCGGGACCUCUCCUCAGGGGUGUCUGGACGUGCAGUCCCACAGCCCCGGCCCGCCGGUAUGGUCUAAAUUGGGAGUGUGAUUGCAGCAGGAAUGCAGCGUGAAGGCAUCUGAUCUUGCUCGGCCGCCGGCUCUGAGGGGAGCGCGCCCCCUCGUAGGCUCCCUCUCUCAGCGCCCAGCUCUGGGUCUGGGAACCUGGGCCUCCUCAGCCCACCCGCUAGGCGCGGAGCGCGGAGGAGCGCGCACAGCCGCCGCACACACGCAGAAUUACUUUUGACGCUUCUCGAAGGCCCGCGGACUGGCCGCGCAGAGUCUGCAGCACUCGACUUUCCCGCCGCUGGAGGGGGCGGGGCCUGUGUGACCCCGCCCCUGCCCUAGGUCCGCCUCCGCAGGUUGAUGGCAGCGGCAGCUGGGACUGCAGCGACGCCCGGCCCCGAGAGUCGCAGGCAGCGGCCGGAGCGCGCAGCCGAACGCCCGGGCCCCAGACGCCGCGGACACCACGAGAGGCAGUUCCGGUGUCCUGACGCCUCCCUUGGUCCCCAGCGCAGCCCCAACCCCCUCCGCAGAGAAGUCGCACCGUGAGCGCCCCUCGGCCGGCUCAGGACCAGCUACGGGACUAAGGACCAAAAUUUGGGCACCGAGAUCCUCCAUCUCUGCCCCCAGCUAUGAGCCGGCGCGUGGUUCGGCAGAGCAAGUUCCGCCAUGUGUUUGGACAGGCGGCAAAGGCUGACCAGGCCUACGAGGACAUCCGUGUGUCCAAGGUCACAUGGGACAGCUCCUUCUGUGCCGUCAACCCCAAAUUCCUGGCCAUUAUUGUGGAGGCUGGAGGUGGAGGUGCCUUCAUCGUCCUGCCUCUGGCCAAGACAGGGCGAGUGGAUAAGAACCACCCACUGGUCACUGGGCACACUGCCCCUGUGCUGGACAUCGACUGGUGCCCACACAAUGACAACGUCAUCGCCAGUGCCUCAGAUGACACCACCAUCAUGGUGUGGCAGAUUCCAGACUAUACCCCUAUGCGCAACAUUACAGAACCCAUCCUCACACUCGAGGGCCACUCCAAACGUGUGGGCAUCCUCUCCUGGCACCCCACUGCCCGGAAUGUCCUGCUCAGUGCAGCGUGUGCUGGAACAGCAACGGGAGGCUGCUAGCCACCACCUGCAAGGACAAGACCCUGCGCAUCAUCGACCCCCGCAAGGGCCAGGUGGUGGCGGAGAGGUUUGCGGCCCACGAGGGAAUGAGGCCCAUGAGGGCCGUCUUCACGCGCCAGGGUCAUAUCUUCACCACGGGCUUCACCCGCAUGAGCCAGCGAGAGCUGGGCCUGUGGGACCCGGUAACGCAGCUGGACGCUUGGGGUGUGUGCCCCGGGGACUGGCAUCACGGGAGAGGGGCCAGGCGCCCCCCACCCGCAGGGCAUGCCCACCUGGACAGGGCUGGAGGCUGCUGCCCUCUUUGCAGCGCCUGCCAUCCUCACACCCACCCCUCUGCCCAGUUUUGCUGCGUCGCCUGAAGGAGCCCACGCUGGCGCCCCCGCCUGGUGAUGCCGAGUCCCUGGGGGUGGUUUGCGGUGACUGCAUGCGGCGGUGCAGGGGAUAUAGGUGCGGGGGACCGAGAGUGGUGUACAGGUGUGGGGUCUGCAGCUCUCUUCACCAGAGUUGCCUUGGGAAUGCGUGGGUUUUGGGGAGGGCACGAAGCGUAAAGGAGCUUCAGGGGAUCCAGAGCGGCACGGCGAGCGGGACAGGGCUGGUCACGCCUCCUGUGCUCGGGCAGAACAACUUCGAGGAGCCAGUGGCACUGCAGGAGAUGGACACAAGCAACGGGGUCCUACUGCCCUUCUACGAUCCCGACUCCAGCAUCGUCUACCUGUGUGGCAAGGGCGACAGCAGCAUUCGGUACUUUGAGAUUACCGAGGAACCACCGUUCGUGCAUUACCUGAACACGUUCAGCAGCAAGGAGCCGCAGAGGGGCAUGGGCUUCAUGCCCAAGCGGGGACUGGAUGUCAGCAAGUGCGAGAUUGCACGGUUCUACAAGUUGCACGAAAGAAAGUGUGAACCCAUCAUCAUGACUGUGCCCCGCAAGUCAGACCUGUUCCAAGACGACCUUUACCCAGAUACGCCGGGCCCCGAACCGGCCCUAGAAGCGGAUGAAUGGCUAUCCGGCCAGGACGCCGAACCCGUGCUCAUCUCGUUGAGGGACGGUUACAUGCCCCCCAAGCACCGCGAGCUGCGGGUCACCAAGCGCAACAUCCUGGACGUGCGCCCGCCACCCGGCCCCCGCCGCAGCCAGUCAGCCAGCGACGCCCCCUUGUCGCAGCACACCCUGGAGACGCUGCUGGAGGAGAUCAAGGCCCUGCGCGAGCAGGUGCAGGCCCAGGAGCAGCGCAUUACGUCUUUGGAGAACAUGCUGUGCGAGCUGGUGGACGGCACGGACUAGCGCAUCGCGCCGGGGAAGCUCCAAGCCGGGAGGGCAAAGUGGGGCGGAACGCAAGCACUCCCGCGCCGCCCCGGCUUUGGGUCCUCUGGACCCCGCCUCUCUGGGCCUGGGCCGGGACUAGGGAGGGAACUCCGCCCCUCGCGGGAGUCCUGGACAAAUGAAGCGUUGCGGACACUCGCGUCCGUCUGGCGCCUACCGGGCUGUGUGCCUCGUACAGGACUCAGCAGGAGCUGGCCUUGGAAGGCCCAGGGUGACGGGGGCCUCAACAAUGGUGCUGCACGGCAGGCAGUGUCCCCUUUGUUUCCCUUCCCGCCCAGGGCAGGGAAAGUGCUUAGUAUUAGCGCAAUGCUUGGGGAUGUUGGGGAGCUUGGGCUUGACCUCAAAGGGGUAGCGAUUUGACGGGUCUCCCCAGACUGGCUGGGGAAAAUUACAACGCUUCUCCCUGUAAUCAGCUCACUUGACUCCACCACCCUGAGUGGUAAACUCAACGGGCGUCACCCGAGUUCUACGGACAUACACAAACGUUGGCUGUACAGCCGGACCCACGGGCUACACCCAGCAGUCUACGGCAGAGGGCUCUCUUCCUUCUCUCCAUCUGCAGGGGAGAGGACGGCUUCCUCGCGGCACUCCCGCAGGAGAACCAACCAGAGAACUGGCAUGAGGAAGCAGGUUCACACCUCCCCCCUCCCAGACACACACACACACACACACACACACACACACACACACACACGCGCGCGCACACACACACCCCAGCCCUGUGUUGCGGCCUUGACUCUAGGAGGAAAACAAGACGUACUGAAUGAAACAUUUUACCAAGUGCUCAGUCUGUGCCUCCUGCAUGGGUGGGGAUGCUAGACCCCCAGCCUCUGUAAAUGCCACCACCAGACUCCUGGGGGCCCUGACAAAUGCAACACUCGGCUCAGGACCCACCAGACAUCCUCUUACUUCAGAGCCCUCCCCACACUGAGGUUCAGAAGGAACCCUCAACCCGCAGAUGGGCGUUCUUCCCCAGUAAAGGCAGGUAGGAAAA
Aethalodelphis obliquidens (Pacific white-sided dolphin) is the source of this 3743-nucleotide messenger RNA. It is a transcript of the gene CORO6, whose product is annotated as coronin 6. The record is from RefSeq and is a predicted model, not a curated record. NCBI's taxonomy places the organism in Eukaryota, Metazoa, Chordata, Mammalia, Artiodactyla, Delphinidae. Gene Ontology annotation, biological process: cell migration; actin filament organization. The transcript has 10 exons. Gene Ontology annotation, molecular function: actin filament binding. The coding region runs from base 983 to 2710 and encodes 575 amino acids.